UGUUCUUGCCAAGCCAAGGCGAUGCCAGGACAGAAUACAAAAAUGCCAAGACACUCAGUGCGUAAUGACAGUCACUGCUCCUCGAGGAGAAGUAAGCAACGGUUCUCUAGCUCUGGCUGAAGUGAAGGUUCAGUUGCUUUUCUGAAGUACUAACACCAUCUAGCUUUUCUCCAUAGCCUGUAACUAAAAGAUGUCCGCUCCCUCCCGCGGUUUUUGAUCUUGCUGUGAAGUCGUCGCUAUUGUCUGAGCAACUCCGCAAACCUUUUGUUUUGGCGAAACCAUGAGUGGCUCUUGCUCGUCCCCCGAUUCUGGCGAUCCAGAUUGCGCAGGACAAAAUGAUGGUAGCGGUGGCCUAAACAGUUCGCUUACAGCUCUGCAGUGGUUACACGGAGGGCCAAUCUCUAAUCUCCCCACGAACAUGGUGAUGAUGGAAGUGCAACCUGGUGUUGUUGCGCCUGUCGAGCCCUGUGUUUCUCCGCUGAGCGGCGGAGGAGCGAAUCGCAGCGUUCGACGGAACACCUCGUCCCAGUUUGACCCGCUAGCCAAGCUGCCGACGACAGAUGACGAAGAGCAAGCGUCUCGAGGUGACGGCAGGUCGAAACCGCCUUACAGCUACGCUCAGCUGAUCGCCUUCUCCAUCAACGGUUCCCAACACCAGCGCCUUACGCUUAGUGAGAUCUAUGCGUGGAUUUCGGAGAAGUUCCCGUUCUAUAAAGAGGGCCAGUCACAUGCGUGGAAAAACUCAAUUCGCCACAAUCUGUCCUUGUUCAAGUGCUUUGUGAAGCAACCACGACCAGCAGAUGACCCUGGAAAGGGUUCCUACUGGACUGUUCAGCCGGACGAACUCUUCGACGGUCGAUCCGGAUACUCGCGAAGUCGCCACGCCAGUCGCCGUAUUGAGCGUCAAAUCAGCCGGUCUCCGUCUCCGUACCCGCCGAGUCACGCUGGGAAUUCUGGCUGGGUCGAAACGCCCAACAUGGACAUCCCGGGGAUGUCGGGACAGUCUUUAUCAUCAGGACUGGGAUUGGCACCAAGCCCCAUUUCAAGGAGCCCCGUCGCAAGCCCAUACCUGGCCAGCGGUGAAGCCUCGCCACUGAGAGCGCCACGUCAAGAUGGUGUAGCGUUCAAUGACCCGGCUGACUUCACCAGUAUUCAGGGGAGAGCAUUCUUUCCGCCGCAGUCACCGGUCUUUGAAAACACAAAUCCUACAGAGCUGCAGCGAGAGCAGCAGUUUGCUGCUCCUUCGCAUCACCUCUCCAUUCCUACACCCAUGCAGCUGUCGAGGGACAGGUCUGGCAGCGACCCAGGUGGCUUGCACACAAACUCCAUGUCAGGCAACGCACAGGCAGACAAGCGCCACACUAUCGGCAACCCAGAGGCAUUCCGGCAGGUGCUCGGUGCUCACCGCCAGUCCUAUGCAAUGCAUGGCAUGUUCGGCAACGGCGACACUCGGGGAGCUGCAGCCGCCAUACCCAGUCUGAACCUAGACGAGCCCUAUCCCACGGCGCCGUGGAACGGCUCGCAGGAGAUGAGGACGGAAGGGUUCUCGAUGGACAGCUUGGGCACGUCGCCCCGCUCGAUACAGCGCAGCAGCUCUGCCUGCUCUUGGAACGCAGAUAUGGACAACCUACGUCUGAACACGCCGCUGACGACAAGCGGCGGUAGUCGGACUAGCCUCAACCAGCAGCAGCAGGCUAUGGUGAUCGGGUCUGGAGUGCCAGCGUCAGCGUCCAACAACGGGCAAUCCGAAGAAGUGGGGACGCUGUCCAUUCCUACUAUUCCUGGCUUGACUUCGGCCAGUGUGAAUAGCAUUCUGAACCGGGCCGUCGAAGAAGCAUACAAGAAAGGGGAUCUGGAAGGGCGCUCCAUCAAGUCGGCCGAUCAGCUAGCUCAGGAAAUGAUGAGCGACGAGGGUGACUCACAGUUGUUUGGUACCUGGCAAUCAGGCAGUGCAAUGCUAGUGGAUGCGUGCUCUACGGCAUACCAGCAGCUAGCCCACGCUAACGGUCUGCCGGACUUCAUGACGACGCCAGCGUAUCCGCCGCAGCACCUGUCUCCCACGGGCUUGCCUCUGCAGAACCGCAACGGCCUGACCGUAGCGCAACAGCACGCUCGUUCUCACUCCACGUCGCCGCAUACCGGCCCGAUCGAAGUGUUUGUACGGCCCCCGUCACCGGCCAUUGGUGACCAGGGGCCGGCGACUGGACUUGUAGUGGCACAGCGAAUCUAGUGGGCCACCAGUGACCACUCGUGCACUGUUGCCAAGAUAUAUUCGUAAUGUUAGAUUAUGUUUGCUUGACCCCGUUUGGUUUACGUUGAUUGUGCCUUCCUAGAGCCCAGUGUUCCCCGAUGGGAUUAUGGGCUGUACUGCAUGACUCCAAGUUGGCAACAAUCAGAAUAAUGACUCCUGUUGAGCAACGCUUUCCUCAAUUGAUUUCCCGCACCAUCAUAGCUUAUCCAAAGAGCCCACCGACAUGGCAUUGCCCGGACUCAUUCAGGCAGGCUGUGCUGUGCCUGCGUGAAGUGGGCCUCCAUGCGUUGAGUCCUGCUACUUUCUCACUAGAUGUUGGCACGUUCUCAGUGUUCCCGGCAUUCCAGCUUCGCUAGAUGCGAACAAUUUUGCGCGGUACGGAUGGGAACCUACAUGUUCCUCCAGUAUACAUGUAGGGGAGCCUUGACUUCACCGGCCUGCUAAGUGACUCCAGUCUUUACUGUUUAGUCUGCCUUGUACAUGUACUUGCAUGGCUGCAUGCUGUGCCCGGGUGGGCUGGUCAUUCAAUCUUUGUACUCAGCCGUACGCCCCGUUGACGGUCAUUUCUUUGAAAAAGUUUCAGCCUAUCCACAAUGUUGCUAUCCGUUUCGCUUUCUUUCCAGUUUGGCGCCUAUGCCAGCACGUGCGGCAUGCACCGCUCUGCCCUGGACUGGAGUCCCCAGUGGUCAAAUGUCCACUAUCACCUCCAACAGUUGAAUUUUUCUUGACUAAUUGCAUGAGCUUCUGUGUACAUCCAGCCUGGAUGAUGUAUGCAGCUCACGAUAGCGAAUCCCAUAAUUCUCCUAUCUCAGUUCUGUUGUUCUCCCGUGUUGAGUGCAUAUUAAUUUUGCGACCUGGA
Molecule: messenger RNA, 3110 nt
Organism: Sycon ciliatum
Lineage: Eukaryota; Metazoa; Porifera; Calcarea; Leucosolenida; Sycettidae
Product: forkhead box protein O-like
Exons: 7
Coding region: 281-2230 (649 amino acids)
Biological process (GO): cell differentiation; anatomical structure morphogenesis; regulation of transcription by RNA polymerase II
Molecular function (GO): RNA polymerase II cis-regulatory region sequence-specific DNA binding; DNA-binding transcription factor activity, RNA polymerase II-specific
Source: RefSeq, a predicted model, not a curated record